AGAAUGACCUUUUCCUAUUCAUGACCUGGUCAGGGUUUAUAAUAGACCGCAAGUCAGCACGACAGAAAAGCAAGGACAGACACUAGAAUGCACAUGAUGACAGUCAAGCAGUGGGGAGUAUGGGCUGUAUUGCUCUGGCCCUGUCUGCUUACUAUGAGCAUCCCUCUAGACUGUAAGGAAGAGCAGGGCAGCCUCUCCCGCUGCCUUUCCAUCUCCCAAGAAAAACUUCUAGAUCGAGUCAUCCAACACGCUGAGCUCAUCUACCGUGUCUCAGAAGAAUCAUGUUCUAUGUUUGAGGAGAUGUUUGUCCCCUCUCCGUUGCGGCUCCAGAGGAACCAGGCUGGCUAUGCAUGCAUCACCAAAGCCUUACCCAUCCCCAGCUCCAAAAGUGAAAUCCAACAGAUAUCUGAUAAAUGGUUGCUCCACUCUGUGCUGAUGCUGGUCCAGUCCUGGAUCGAGCCCUUGGUCUACCUGCAGACCACACUGGAUCGCUACGAUGAUGCUCCAGACAUGCUGCUCAACAAGACCAAGUGGGUGUCUGAGAAACUGAUCAGUCUGGAGCAAGGGGUGGUGGUCCUUAUCAAGAAGAUGUUGGAUGAGGGGACGUUGACCACAACCAACAGUGAACAGGGAAUAUUCCAGUAUGAUGUGCAGCCAGAGAUGCUGGAAUCAGUUAUGAGAGACUAUACCCUGCUCAGCUGCUUCAAGAAAGACGCCCAUAAGAUGGAGACUUUUCUCAAGCUCCUCAAGUGUCGACAAACUGACAAAUACAAUUGUGCAUAAAACAUGUGCAGCUGUUAAAUAAUACAAUGUUUAGCUUUAAAUGAAUUCCUGUAGUUGGUAGCUGUGCACUUAUAGAUAUGACCAUGCCUUAGGCGACUCAGCCUUGCUUGCAAUGUGGUACAUUCUAUAUUGAUUAUUUUGGAACACCUUCACAUAAAACUAAGUCGGUGUAAUGCUGUGCCCUUACUUCAUCAUACUGCAGUUUAUAUUUCCCAGCUCCGUUGUUAUUUUAACCUGGCAAAGGCAGCAGAGGGCAAACUCCCAAAAGAUUAUUUGCGUGUCGAGCUGUCAAAAAAAUCUGCAUAUCCUGCCAUUGAUUUCCAUUUCCUUUGUUCUUAACUGGAGUUUGUAUUCCUCGCUGCCUCUUGCAGUGUUUUGAUUAUUCCCACGGCCCCUUGAGUAUUCAGCGAGACUCCCUUUUUAAAUGGAGUUGGUUUCACUUCUGCAUUAGCGAAAUGAAACACUUUCACCGGAGAUGGGAGUCAAACAGAGAGCAAUCGCUACUUAGAAAAGGAGACACAUUUUGAUUGGCGAAGGAGAGUGUGAGAGAGAAGGAGAGAGAAAAAACAGCUAAAAAUUGGAGGCAAGCCUUAUCUGGAGAUUUAGGUAAGGCUCAAGUUGAUAUUUGUUGAGUGCUCAUCAAAGAAUCAUGAAUAUUUCUAGGCUUAAAUGUGUCUAAUUUAACCUGAAGGUAAGAGUCUAUUAAGGAAAUACUUUCUUCACUUUGAAUAAAUAAUUCAAAUGAAGAAAUAUACAAUUCAAAUUUUAAUUGUUAGAUGUUAUGAAUUUAUAAUGCAGAAUGCAAACCACACAUUUUUGUACUCUCAUGUGUAAAUAGAAGAAGCCAGUGUAAUGUGAAAACCUUUCUAGUCGCUGAUUUAAGAAGCUAAUAAAGCAAAUUGUGGAAAGAAAAGAGAAAAAAAA
This is a messenger RNA of Seriola aureovittata, 1707 nucleotides long. RefSeq names its product somatolactin alpha (gene smtla). The transcript has 5 exons. Gene Ontology annotation, biological process: positive regulation of receptor signaling pathway via JAK-STAT; growth hormone receptor signaling pathway; positive regulation of tyrosine phosphorylation of STAT protein. Gene Ontology annotation, molecular function: growth hormone activity; growth hormone receptor binding. Bases 88 to 783 code for a protein of 231 amino acids. Gene Ontology annotation, cellular component: extracellular region. Lineage: Eukaryota; Metazoa; Chordata; Actinopteri; Carangiformes; Carangidae. The record is from RefSeq and is a predicted model, not a curated record.